AUAAUUUAUAAUAUUUACGAUAAUGUCUGUAAAAUUAUAUUAUGAUUUAAUGUCGCAACCGUCAAGAGCUUUAUAUAUUUUGUUAAAAUAUUCAAAGUGCAAUUUUGAACCUCGUUAUCUUGAUUUACGUACAGGGGAGCAUUUCUCUGAGGAGUUUUCAGCAAUCAACAGAUUUCAGAAGUUGCCUGUGAUUACUCACAAUGAUUUUAUUUUAACCGAAAGUAUCGCCAUAGUACGGUACUUGGCCAAUCAAAACCUGAUUACGGAGAGUGUGUAUCCGAGAGAUUUGAAACAGCAAGCUCGAGUUGAUGAGUUCCUGGAAUGGCAUCACAUUGGCUUGAGACUAUAUUUUGCUCUGUACUUCAGAUACAAAUACUUGAACCCUAUAUUGAGCGGGAAGCCAGCGGACCCAAAGACGGUGGCCAAGCACGAGAGGUACAUGGAGAAUUCCUUGGAGGUUUUCGCCACGAAAUGGCUCGGCAAUGGUACGGAGUUUGUAGCCGGUGACACGGUGACUGUGGCUGAUCUGUUCGCUGCUUGCGAACUGGAGCAACCGAGAAUGGCGGGAUUCGAUCCGUUCGACAAGUACGAUGUCGUCAGAGCGUGGUACGACAAGGUUCGGGCUCACUUCAGCCCCUACUACGAGGAAGGUCACGUGGUGCUCAACAAAGUCGUCAAGAAACAGGCCUCCAAACUGUAAAAACAGCCCAUGCACUUGGUGCACUCCGGGACGAGUCCGGUUGUGCAUUUGGACAUUGUUGUUACUAAUAUCGGUAAUAAUAAUAAUAAUAAUGUCCCGUGGCACGCUCAGCAGCUUUAGAAUUGCUUUAGAAUAGUAGAAAUUAUUUUGAAAAAAAAAGACUUCAAACAGGACCACCUUUGAUCGGUUCACAAACGGCGAAAAUAUCCGCAUA
This is a messenger RNA of Aricia agestis (brown argus), 914 nucleotides long. It is a transcript of the gene GSTt1, whose product is annotated as glutathione S-transferase theta-1. Gene Ontology annotation, molecular function: glutathione transferase activity. Lineage: Eukaryota; Metazoa; Arthropoda; Insecta; Lepidoptera; Lycaenidae. Bases 23 to 700 code for a protein of 225 amino acids. Gene Ontology annotation, biological process: glutathione metabolic process. The record is from RefSeq and is a predicted model, not a curated record. The transcript has 5 exons. Gene Ontology annotation, cellular component: cytoplasm.